This is a messenger RNA of Punica granatum (pomegranate), 2261 nucleotides long. The record is from RefSeq and is a predicted model, not a curated record. Lineage: Eukaryota; Viridiplantae; Streptophyta; Magnoliopsida; Myrtales; Lythraceae.
UGUUGAGAACAUACGGACCGUCCUUCGCAACUACUCGGUGAUCCUUUGCCCCUUCUCCAAGCAACGGAGCUGCUCUAUUGCGUCAGCCGAUGAGCUAUGAAGCGGCAGGGACUCGACCAGUAAUCGACCAUAUUCGACUGAUCCCGUGAGCCAUUUCCAUUUUCAUUUGCCGAAGGGAACAGCUCCGGAAGUUCAGUCAACCUCUCCGACAGAUCCUUCGCUUGUCUUUUCACUCUUAAACUGAACCGAUGGCUAGAGUUUUGUUCUCCUGUUUGGAAUCCGUAUGUAGAUCCGCCAAACCCUCUUCGAAAUUUCCGUCCUUGAUGUCGGGAAGAUCUUACAUGUCCUGUUCCAAGCAUCUCGCAGAAGCCUGCCGAGAAACAUCGCAUCCUUUUGUUAACCAGGUCUUCUGCCCGGUCGCAUCCCCAACCCUUAUUAGAGGUUUUCCAUCUACGCAUGUCAGGACACUGGCCCCUGUAUCUGUUCCUGACACCCAGCAUUACAAUGACAAACCUUCAAAUGCAUUUAGCGCCAAAUUCUCUCAGUCACAAUUUAGGAGGGCAUUGUAUCCUGUCUCGGUGAGCCCUGUUUUGAAUUCGAGGCGAUACUUGUCGUUUUUCGGUGGCAAGGGAGAUAAACCCAGUGACAGUGAAGUUUCAGCUGCUCCUGGUGAGGGAGACAGUGGUCAGAUUGGAAUUGAUUGGGCUGAUAAGCUCAGAGAUGCUUGGCAUGGCACGGUGGAUACCGCGAGUUAUGCGGGGCAGAAGGUUAAAGAAACUUCUGAUGAAUUGACUCCGCAUGUUCAACAGGUGCUCGAUUCCCAUCCCUAUCUUAAGGAUGUUAUCCUUCCCGUUAGCUAUACCAUGAUCGCUACUGUAUUGGCUUGGGUUGUCAUGCCUACAAUUUUGAGGAAGUUGCACAAGUAUGCGAUGCAAGGUCCUGCGGCAUUGUUUCCGGGAACCUUUAUAGGCGAGCAGGUUCCAUAUGAGAAAAGUUUUUGGGGUGCUCUGGAGGAUCCUAUUCGAUAUCUACUCACUUUCAUAGCAUUUUCUCAGAUAGCCAUUAUGGUAGCUCCAAAGGCUAUAGCUUUGCAGUACAUCAUAGAAGCAUGGAGGGGUGCAGUUAUCCUUUCAUUUGUAUGGUUUUUGCACCGCUGGAAAACAAAUGUGUUCUCUCGUGUAUUGGCAAUGAAGGGCUUAGCUGGGCUUGAUCGAGAGAAAUUGCUUGCUUUGGACAAACUUUCAUCUGUUGGGCUAUUUGUAAUUGGUAUCAUGGCCUUAGCAGAGGCGUGUGGGGUGGCUGUGCAAUCAAUAAUCACUGUGGGUGGUAUAGGAGGGGUGGCUACUGCUUUUGCUGCCCGAGAUGUUCUUGGAAAUGUGCUCAGUGGGUUAUCUAUGCAGUUUUCAAAGCCAUUUUCCCUGGGAGAUACCAUAAAAGCUGGAUCUAUAGAAGGUCAAGUUGUGGAUAUGGGGCUCACCACAACAUCACUUCUUAAUGCUGAGAAAUUUCCAGUAAUUGUUCCUAAUUCACUGUUUUCUAGUCAGGUUAUUGUGAAUAAGUCUCGUGCCGAAUGGCGUGCCAUGGUAACGAAAAUCCCUCUCCAUAGUGAUGAUCUGGACAAGAUUCCCCAGGUGACCAAUGACAUUAAGAACAUGCUAAAAGUACACCCUAAAGUUUUCUUGGGGAAGGAGGUCCCUUACUGUUUCCUGUCACGGGUGGAAAAUCUAUACGCGGAGCUGACUCUUGGAUGUAAUCUUAAGCACAUGAGCAAAGAUGAGUUAUAUUCUACACAACAAGACAUUCUUCUGCAGGUGGUCCAGAUAAUUAAGCAGCACGGUGCUAAGUUGGGCAGCACCAUGCAAGAUUUUACCACCCAAUGAUAUAGCAUAAGAAGAAUGAACUCUGCAAGGAAGAGGUGAUCAGGUUGGCGGAUCACAUCAAGCUCGAUCUCUUCCCGGUUUUUCUCUGUAAAGUUUAUAUUUCUUACACAUUAGGAAUCUUACGACUCCUGGCAAUUACAAAAUGUAGGAUCAUUUCCACUUCGACCAGGCUUUUGAGGGAUUUUCAGUUAGUUGAUAUGCAGGCAAAAACCAUUCUAUUAGUAGUGAAUUCUUUGGAGAUUAAUUGCGUCAUGUGUUUUCGGUGUCAUUUUAUAUGCCCGAGCUCAUUGUGAAAACCUUGAAAAGAAUAUGGUAUGGUCGGUAUUUUGCUCGCAUAGUAUUUGACCGGUUAGAGUAUUUAAGAGGUAGUUGCUGCUUGCU